AUGCAGUCUGAAGAUAUGACGUAUGAUGAUUUGCAUGAGGUUGUCAAUGGCCUCAUUUGCAGGAGCAUCGCUCCCAUGUCGCUCCCUCUCCAGCCAUGCGGCUCCUUCAACAUCCUCACCUUCCCUAUGAAGGAACUGAACGGAGGGGAAACAAACCUGGUCCAUGCCUUUGACCUCAUCCAGAACUUUCAGGGCGACAUCAACUUUUCUGACCUCAGCACUAGCUACAAACUGGCAUGCGAACGCAAGGAUUUGCAGUAUCUUCCCGCCCCUUUUGGUCUGAAGGUUGAAGUCCCCAAGGAAACGACCAUCCAAAUCGUCAUCAUCAAAAACUCCGAGGGUGAAACCACUAUCUUGAAGCAUUUGGCCUUUCCGGGAAAAAUCAAGGCAACCUUCUUCAAACAGCUCAUCUACUGUGAGGGCUUUCAAUCUAUGUGGAUGCAGCCUUCCCCCAAAGGUGGCAGGAAAAUCUUGCAGUACUGCCUGGAGAACUUGGGUGGGCGUAUCUUCAAGUGCUUUGAGCUCACUUCCCAGGCAAGUCGCAAAGGCCCAAAGCCCGACAGCAGCUUUGAGGAGAAGGACGAUGAUGACAUCGAUGCGGGCUUUGAUCAUAUUCUCAAGAUCGGCCCUCGCUCAUCUUGUGAAAUGGCCCAGCUCCGUUGGCAGACUAAAGAACUUCGCAACAAAUCGUCUCCAAUCUUUGGCUGGCCUGUAGGUUGGUUAGUCAAGCUCUUCGGAACUUGGCUGCCGACGGAGCUUUAG
Durusdinium trenchii is the source of this 762-nucleotide messenger RNA. The record is from the annotation of a GenBank genome assembly. NCBI's taxonomy places the organism in Eukaryota, Dinophyceae, Suessiales, Symbiodiniaceae.